UCUGUCGUCUUGGAUCACUGGCAGGUAAAGGUGAGACACCGAGGCCUGGGAGGACCAGAUGACUGACUUCUCCACUGGCAGUGAGGAGGGACUCCUGCCCAAUGCUCCAGUCUAACCCACAGCCAUUUUUUGUGGGACUCUCUUCCGAACAAUGCACAUAAGGAUAAACUUUGCUCUGCCACUUCUUGGAUUAUAGAAUUUGUUUCAUGAAAUUAUUAUAAUUAUGUCAAGAGUCCUUUGGAUCAAUUCACUCUGUGAAGACCAGUCACAAUAUGGCUUGUAAUCUAAAACGAACAAUACUGGAUUCAUAGCAGCUUCUUCCUGCACCACUGCAGUGGAGUUUCCUUUUGUGGAUCUAAUUCUCGUGACUAGUAUUGACCCAUUGAACCUCAAGUUUUCCCCAUCCACCCUCUUUCCCUUUAGUAGCUCAGGCCCUGGAUGAGGGUUAGAGAGGAGGUCGGCACUUUGCCAUGGCUCAUUCGUCUGACACGGCACGUAAAGACAUGACGAAUGGGGCUCAGACCAGUGCCCAGCCAGGUCCCUCGGGCACUUCUACUCUACCACGCUACCUGCACAAGAAGCAGCAUCGCCAGAGAGGAGUGAGAUCUUCUUCUCCUAUGGGGAGGGUCAUCCUCAUCAAUUCACCUGUCGAUGGUGGGGAUGAAAGUGAAGACAUCCACACAAUUACUGUGGACAAAAGUGAGGAUGGCAGGCUGGGCUUCAGUGUGCGGGGAGGCUCUGAACACGGCCUGGGGAUCUUUGUCAGCAAAGUCGAGGAUGAGAGCUCUGCAGAGCUGGCAGGCCUGUGUGUCGGGGAUAAGCUGGUCGAGGUGAAUGGAAUAAGUCUGGAGAGCAUUACUAUGAGCAGUGCUGUGAAAGUCCUGACAGGAAAUAAUCGUCUGCGCAUGGUGGUAAGACGUGUGGGGAAGGUGCCAGGUAUCCGCUAUUCAAAAGAGAAGACUACAUGGGUAGAUCUAAUUCACCGAAGAAUGGUAGUGGAAGAAAGUGGUCGCACACCUUCAGAGGCCAGUUCAGAUGGAGCCCUGCGCAGAAUAGUGCACCUUUACACAACCUCAGAUGACUACUGCCUGGGCUUCAACAUCCGCGGUGGCAAAGAGUUUGGCCUGGGCAUCUACGUCUCAAAGCUGGACCCUGGUGGCCUGGCGGAGCAAAAUGGAAUUAAAAUGGGGGAUCAGAUUCUGGCAGCCAAUGGAGUGAGUUUUGAGGACAUCACACACAGCAAUGCAGUAGAAGUGCUAAAGAGUCACACUCACGUGAUGCUGACCAUUAAGGAGGCUGGCCGAUAUCCUGCUUACAAGGAGAUGGUGGCAGAGUACAGCUGGCUUAAUAAAUUGGCUAAUGGAGGCCAGCCCGCUUCCUCCCAGGGUUCAGACUCCUACUCCUCCACUUCCUCUCUCUCCUCCGGGACGCCGGUCAGCUCUCUCAGUGGUCUCUCGCAGGUCAUGUUUCCUCCUGUGUUUGGCUCAGAGAUGGUGGAUGUCUGUAUCUCCACUGAGGACCGCUCACGCCGGCCCAGCUCUGAACGGAUAGAGGCCGCCAUGCAGACGGACCCGCCGGAGCCCGAUGCCUCAUCAAGAUCUAGUAGGGUCUUAACCACAGAAACCAGCCGAACGGUUGGCGAAACUGUCGUGUUGAAAGACACAGUAAUACGCAGCGGGACUGCCAAAACUCGGACAAGGACCUUCUCUGCUGGGGAUAAAGAGACUUUGGACUCUCCUAAAACGGCAGUCCUAAUGGCUCUCAGCAAGCCUCGCAAACCCAUCCGCCGAUCCCAGAGUCACAUCACUGUGUCAGAGGACAAGCAGAAGAAAAGCAAGCAUCAAAAGGUCAAGGUAGAGGCGGAGAGAAGCACCCUGCAGCGCUCCAAAACCUUUGUCAGCUUGCUCUUUAAAAGUGGACGCAGGCGGGAAAGGUCGUCCUCUAGAGACAGGAAGGACAAAGGGUCAGGGGACGGUCACAGAGGGAGAUCCAAAUCCCCGAAACAUUUAGAUAAUGAACCUGGUAAAGAGCGGGGUCGACCCAUAAUUAACCUGUUGAGUUCUCCCAGAGAGACUCGAGCUGGAAUGAGGGAGCACAGCCCCAUCCCCAGCCCGGAGACCAUGGCCAUGUUGGAGGAUAUGGCCCGGAAACUGCUCACCGAGGAUGAGGUGGUGGCUGUCAUGAGACACUGUAAAAGGUUUCUAGUAGAGCGUGUGGUUGAGGAUCUGGUGCGCCCCCUGCUGGCCAUCUUGGACAAGCCUGAGAAGCUUCUGCUGCUGAGGGAGGUUAGAAUGAUCAUCCCUCCCACAGAUCUGGGCCGUUUUGACAGUAUGGUGUUGCCCUUUGAGCUUGAAGCCUAUGACAUACUCAAAAACCGCUCUGUAAGGUCUCCUGUCCUGCAUUCUCCUCGUCAUGGAGGAACACCCCGUCGCCAUUUAAUAACCCCCAUCCCAGAUUACCGGGGUGGAUUCCACCUUCAGCCGGUACAGGAUCUGGAGAGAGAACGGCAGCUCAUUGAAGGACUGGAACGGCUGCGUUUGGCAGGUUUACCGACUGGACGUCUUCCUCCUCCUCGAGCUUUCACGCCACUCUUGGAUGUACCAGUGGACACUUACAUCACAGACUCGCUCCGUAAUCGUUCACUGAGUCCUGCUCGGCCCAGCUGGACACACUCAGAGUCUCCUCACAGCGCCGAACGCAUCGGACGCUCCCCCCAGAGAAGAGACAACGGUUUCCCCAGGACCUCACACCAUGACUCUUUAUCCAGCAGGGGUGAUUCUGUCCCAGAGCGAGGGAGAUCCCCUUAUAGGAAUGGACAUCAAAUGAAAUCAGACAAAUCCCAGAAUGGUAAAGAGGUAAAGCAUACCGUCAUGAGUGCACAGCGCCGGAGUAGGACACCAUUGACCCAGGUUUUUGCGCCCAGCUCGGAUCAGGGCUGGAAAGAACCAGUGAAUGGACACUCAGACAGCCAAGAAACCCCACCAGAGCAGGAGUAUGAACUAACCACAGUUACUAUCUCUAAGACCAAACAGUCCCUUGGAAUAAGCAUCUCAGGUGGGAUUGAGUCAAAGGUGCAACCAAUGGUGAAGAUAGAGAAGAUCUUUCCAGGGGGAGCGGCAUCUACUAGUAAUGUUCUGAAGGCUGGAUUCGAGCUGGUGUCGGUAGACGGAGAGUCCCUCCAAGGUGUUACACAUCAGCAUGCGGUGGAUGCCAUUCGAAGGGCUUUCAGCAACAAGGCCAAAGACCCCAUGGAGUUUAUCGUCAAAGUUCCCAAGAACCCGAAAGACUGACCUAAAGCAGCCUGAAACUCAAUGAGUUUGUAGUAAAGGCCUCGAUAUUACCAGGGCAAAGCUCUCUUUCAUUCUCCACCUGAGUUAAAAUAAAUUUGAAAUACAUGAGCAGCGGUAAACUGUUUGUAAACAUCAUGAUGCCGCCCACACUGGUGAGAGCAGCAAUUAGACGGAUAUGUAAAUAUGUGCAGCACACUCUUCUCUCAAAAUGACAGUGGCGAGAAAACAGCAGUUUAAGGAAUAGUUCACCCAAAAGUGAAAAUUUGCUCAGGAUUUACUAAUUUAGCUUCAGAUUUACCCUCAGGCCAUCUAAGAUGUAGAUGAGUUGGUUUCGUAAUUGAAACAGAUUUGGAGAAAUAACGUCAUUUGCUUAUCAGUGGAUCAGUGAAUGGGUGCCAUCAGAAUGAGAGUCCAAAGCUGAUAAAAACAUCACAGUAAUCCUCAAGUAAUCUACAUGACUUCAGUCUGGAUAUUCUGAGGGUUGGUAAAUUAUCAGCAAAUUUUCUGCAUUUUGGGGUGAACCAUUGCUUUAAGAAAGCUGCUGAUCAUAACGAAGUGGAUAUGUUUGCACAAGCUCUGCAAUUUGGCACUCCAGUCAAUUCAUGUCAUAUUUAUAUAGCAGAUUUACAGUACUAAACAUGGAAUAAACAGUAUCAGUGUCACUUAUAAAUUGGAAUUGCAGCUUUAGCUUUCCAGUGUGUUCAUGUGUUUACUCUUGACAGCCUGAAGAGAAGAAAUGAACAGAAGAUUUCACCAUCAAAGAAGGCAGAGCCCCAGAGCACACUUAUCUACUGUAUUACAUAAUCGCCAUGGACCAAUGGUUGUUUGAAGGUGUUUACAGCUGAAGCAAACUUUUCUGUCAAGCUACUUUAAAUUCCUGAAACAAAGUCUAACUAACAUUAUGCCUGAUUUUGUUCAAAAUGACAUCACACCAGUUCUUGAAUUUAGCUUGAAGUAUACCAGGGCCUUGGUGCUGCAGGGUAUAAAAGGUGGACACUUGCGAAACUGGUGGGGGUCAAGGCUAACCCCUGAGCAAGAAUCCAAAAAUGGGCUUCCAGAGAGUGCUAUUGGCCAUUCACAGAUGGUGACUUUUCCCCUUCCCGUUGAAAGUUAUUUGUUUUUGAAUGUAUUCCUUUUCUAUUUUCAGUUCAUUCUAUAAAAUCUAAUAAAACAGUCAUAACUCAUCCUUUCCACCACUAAAGGAUCCUGUUUAAACACGAGAUAUCUAUUUUUGGUUGCAGUUUAAGCCUGGAGCUAGAUAAGAGCACACUGGCAUGACAUAAUCAUAACACUACCCAUCCAUCCGGGUUACAGUUAUGCCUGAGAGAGAUUACACACAGCCACAGUAUGGAUUGAGAUUGAGAUUAGGUCUCAAUUUGCUGGUUUGGUUUAGUGAAUGUCUGGGGGAUUAUUACAAACGAGGAUCCAUGUCUCAGUUCACAUCCUGUGCUCUAAGAGAAUUUCUAUUUUUGGGAACUUGUGCUUAUGCUUAGUAUUUUUUUUAUAUUUGUGCCUUAAAGCUGCACAUAUGGACUGUGCAAUUAAGAUCUAAACGUUCUGAUGAUUUUAGGAUCAGUGUUAUAUACUGGAUGUUUUUCUCUGUACGCAUCUGGUCUGCAUUUUUGCAAUUCGUUUUAUUACAAAAGUCAUUGUGUGAUUAUAAAUAAAAAGGUUAAAUAUUGCCA
Messenger RNA from Carassius gibelio (silver crucian carp), 4975 nucleotides. RefSeq names its product PDZ domain containing 7a (gene pdzd7a). The record is from RefSeq and is a predicted model, not a curated record. NCBI's taxonomy places the organism in Eukaryota, Metazoa, Chordata, Actinopteri, Cypriniformes, Cyprinidae. Gene Ontology annotation, cellular component: cilium; plasma membrane; stereocilium tip. Bases 471 to 3290 code for a protein of 939 amino acids. Gene Ontology annotation, molecular function: protein binding. Gene Ontology annotation, biological process: auditory receptor cell stereocilium organization; sensory perception of sound. The transcript is spliced from 15 exons.